GUUGAGUUUCUGUGGAAUUGUGUUCAAGUAGAAACUUGCUCUAUAUAUUGUUUCAACUGCUGUUACUCACAAACUGAGGAUCAGACUAAUUUCUGCCUCCAGACAGAUUUUUCUACCACUUAUUGAAUUAUGAUUGAUUCUGCUGUUCAGAUGAAAGUCCUUCCUUUUCAUGUUAAUGUCACUGUUGUGCCACUGGUCAAAUUUGAGUAUCCAACAGUCAUCCCAUAAAACAGAUGUGCAGGAUUCAGGAUAGGCAGGCAGAUAACCUGAGGGAUAAUGGCACCUGUCCCCCCCACAAGUCCCUUCACUAAUCCCAGCUCCCAGCCUGAAAAGAACCCCCUCUGGUGACUGUUGCCCUCUAAUCAAACAGCAGGUUACUGUCUGCUUGUUAUCUAGUCUUUGGCCCCAGGGCUAUGCUGCCUCUGCCUGCUGGUUUAAUCCACCAUGGAUCACAUAUUGAGGAGAAACUCUUUGGUCUGUGAUAAACAAGGACUGUAUAUCACUAAAGAACAAUAUAUAUAAAGGCAAUAUAUGACCUUGACUGUGGCAUUCUUGACUGUGGCUCAAUUCUCCCAAAUUAAAAAGCACCCCUUUAUUACUUAUAUAUUACCUCUAGUGAUAUCUAUCCUUGUUUAUAGGUUGUUGACAGCUGUUGACAGUGUAUUAUGUAGAUUAUCCAGAAAAUGGGACACUGUUUCUGGAAAGAGAUAUUGCUGUUAAAUCUUUAAAAAUAUAUAAUUUUUCAAUGCUUUGAGCACCAUAAUGUAAUGACUGGAACACAGUUUGGAAUCAAACUCAUGACUUGAGACACAUCAGUUCACAAACACAGUUCUUUAAUCCAAAAACAGAUCAGUGACACGCUGGCAGUCAGACACAUCAAACAAAUCCAGAUGCCAAAGGCAAAAAGGCAGAGUCCAAAAACGAGCAAGAUUCACAAAAACACACUGAGACAUAAAUGAGGGAAAAAGGCUGGAACUCUAGACACAAAGGAACUACAAGAAGGGAAGGUGAAUAACAAGACACAGGUGUAGACAAUCGGAGCGGGGAAGACAAUCAAAGAUGCCCGCUCGCUGCAGGAAUGCGGUGAACAUUGUGCUCACCACCCUUUUUGCUGCGGUGGUCCUAUUCACCAUCCUGCUGGCCUAUGUCACGGGUUACCAGUUUAUCCACACUGAGCAGCACCACCUCUCCUUUGGCCUCUAUGGUGCCUUCCUCUCCCUCCACCUCUUCCUCCAGAGCCUUUUUGCCUUUCUGGAGCAUCGACGGAUGAGGAGCCCCUCUCGGCCACAGCACCUCCGUCGCACCGUGGCCCUCUGCAUAGCUGCCUUCCAGGAAGAUCCAGACUACCUGAGGAAGUGCCUGCGCAGCAUCCGCCGAAUCUCCUUUCCUGGCCUGAAGGUGGUCCUGGUCGUAGACGGGAACAGGCCUGAAGACCGUUACAUGAUGGACAUUUUCCAGGAGGUGAUGGGCGGGGCUGACCAGGCUGGAAGUAUGGUGUGGAAGGGAAACUACCACAGUGAUGGGAGUGGUGUAGGAGGUGUCGCAGACGGAGGGAGAAGCACAGUUCACAUGGAGGAGGCAGCACGAGUGGCUCGGCUGGUCAGAGGCUGCCGCUAUUCCUGUAUUAUGCAGGAGUGGGGAGGAAAGAGAGAGGUGAUGUACACUGCCUUUAAAGGACUGGGGGACAGUGUGGAUUAUGUGCAGGUGUGUGACUCUGACACAGUUCUAGACCCAGCAUGUACCAUUGAAAUGCUGAAGAUCCUUGAGGAAGAUCCAAUGGUUGGAGGAGUUGGUGGAGAUGUACAGAUCCUCAACAAGUACGACUCGUGGAUCUCCUUCCUCAGCAGUGUUCGCUACUGGAUGGCAUUCAACAUUGAGCGAGCAUGCCAGUCAUACUUCGGAUGUGUCCAGUGUAUCAGUGGCCCUCUGGGGAUGUACAGGAACUCCUUGCUCCAGCGCUUUCUAGAACCCUGGUAUCACCAGACCUUCCUUGGCUCCAAGUGCAGCUUUGGUGAUGAUCGCCACCUCACCAACAGGGUGCUCAGCUUCGGCUACAAGACGAAAUACACAGCGCGAUCACAGUGCCAGACUGAAACGCCAACCGAAUACCUGCGUUGGCUUAACCAGCAAACUCGAUGGAGCAAGUCUUACUUCCGUGAGUGGCUCUACAAUGCCCUGUGGUUCCACAAGCACAGCCUCUGGAUGACCUAUGAGUCCGUGGUCACUGGCUUCUUCCCCUUCUUCUUGGUUGCCACGGUCAUCCAUCUCUUCUACCGUGGAAGGCUGUGGAACAUCCUGCUCUUCUUGUUAACGGUGCAGCUGGUUGGGAUGUUGAAGGCUACUUAUGCCUGUUUCCUGCGUGGCAGUCUGGUCAUGAUCUUCAUGUCACUCUACUCUCUGCUCUACAUGUCCAGCUUGCUCCCUGCCAAAAUAUUCGCCUUGCUCACCAUCAACAAGGCUGGAUGGGGCACUUCAGGACGCAGGAAGAUUGUGGUCAAUUUUAUUGGUGCUGUGCCUGUCACAGUGUGGACUAUGGUGCUGCUCGGAGGUGUGGUGUAUACAAUCUAUUGUGAAACACAGGAGCCAUUCAGUGAGACAGAGAAAGCAUUAUUGAUAGCAGGGACAAUACUCUAUGCCUGCUACUGGCUCAUUCUGCUGGUGCUCUACCUGGCAAUCGUAGCCAAACGGUGUAACAAAAGGGAAGAGCAAUAUCACCUGCCAUAUGCUGAGGCAUAAACCUACUACCAGAGGGACUGGUAGGGCAUUUGCCCAUAAGUUUCACUGCAGUAUGAUUCUAGCAGGGUCUCUAGUGACCCUUUGAACUGCUAGAGUGAUGGCCUAUGCACCAGGAAUGCAGUCAUCUUAAUCAGCUGUACUACAAAGGUGUGAAUCUGAAAUCUGAGCAGCAAGAAUCUGAUCCAGUUGUGGGAAGACUUGGAGAUCCACACAGCUCUUCCACUUAUAUCAUGCUCAAUGGUGCUUCACAUUGAAAAACCAAACCAAAUGGAACUGAUCCAGGUUAUAAAGUGUUUAUACACUUGUAAUAAUGACACGCUCAAAAGAAAUUUAGGUAGUUUAUGGGUUCAGGUUAGCUGUAUAACUGUGACAUAAGGGUGCAGGAUGGUGCUUUUAAUGAUUAUAAAGCAAGAUAAGGGACACAACAGACUAAGGAGACAUAGAGUUCUCGAUUAAUAGGUGGUUCAUUUUUUGUGUUCUUCAUUUUAAUAUAGAUGAGAUGGAAUGAAAUGUGACGGGACUGAAAAUAGAUUUUAAAAAAUAGGUUUAAAAAAAAAAAGUUUUGUCAGAUUAGUCAAAGCACUACACGAAUGGAAUCUUAAAAGUGGUGUAUUUGCUUAGAAAGUCAAUGGAACAAUGCAACUGGGCAUAAACAAAUGGAAAUUUGUUCUCUGCGGCACAAAUCAAGGCAAAGAAGUAUCUGAAACUUGAAACAUAUUUAACUCUAGUAUGAAAGUCUGUGCUAAAUUGUGACGCCUUAUGAUUCUAUUUUAUUACAAUAUAGAAAAGAGAGAAAGCAACAUAACAUAAAUAACUUGGUGAAUUCUGAGAUUAGCCAGAGCUGACACACAAACACACACAUCCAUUCUACACACACAUACACUGUUUAUGCAUGAAUUCCUAGCUAGCCACAGCCAACAUCUAUACAUUUGGUACACUGACCAUUUGUGAACAAUAAACAUUGGCUGCAAAAACAGUCAAGUGGUCAAAUUGGAACAAAAUCUUGGUUUGCGUUCUCUCUCUACACCAGUGAUCAUUAGGAUUGGGUUAAGUCUAUCUUAAAAAAUACUCACAUGCCAUCUGUACAGUGUGGAUGGGCACAUAGAAAAUAAGGUGGGUCUAGGUUCUGAAAUGUAUAUGGUAACCAAAAUAGGCCAUUACAACUAUACUUGACUGAAUGCACCACAGUUUAAUUAUACAAGCAUCAUCAUCAUCAGAGGUAAUGUUACAGGCACCAAGAUGAACAUUAACAGCAUCACAUAGCCUGGCACUGUGGUCACAUAUUCAAACACCGACACACACUUACACACAAACAAAGAAACAGACACGCGCACACACACACACACACACACACACACAGAUGGCAGACGCAGCAACAUGAAAUCCAACUGUACACCCAACAAAAUUGUACUGAAUAAACAUUAAAUAGGCAAUAGAUUGCUCCAAAUUUGUGAAUUAACUCACUUUUAAAGAUUACAGCAGGAGGUGACAGGGCUUGGUGUUAUACACUGAAAUAUUUCAUGGUUCAUAGUCCAAUGCCAGUUUUUACCUGACCUGAAACUGGUGCAGGAGUAGGUGUCUGGUUUGAGAAGGACAUCUUUUUGUGACUGCUUUGUUUCACAAGGGUUUGACCUACAUUAAUAGGUACUAGCAAGGGGAAAGUAGGCUUCUGUUCCUCUGUGCAGCAGUGUGGGCUGUACACAGUGAAAGAGAAGGGGUUGCAUGUAUGAAAUGCACUUCCACUCAAAAGAUUUGACCAUGAUCGUUUAGUAAACAAAAAGCAAUAACAAGAACUGUUUUAUUUCGAUUGGUUGCAUAGGCAGAUCAUUGAAACUGGAAGAUCCAAGAAAAAAGGAAGAUUUCUGAUAGGGUGGGCCUGAGUGCCAAGUAGGUGGACCCAGGCCCACCUACACUAACAACAAUAAGGAUAUGAUGACUUAUCGUACAAUAAGGUAAUUAUCAACAUCAUCAUGUCUAUGUAUUGACUUCUCAUAUGAUACAUGGACAUGACCUUGAUAAUCUUUUUUACCUCAAUAUUGCAACACUUCAAAUUAGCAGCUAAGAGUCUAUUCAUGUCACAUUGACUAAGCUAGUAGUGUCCUCCAUUCCUCACUGUGUACGUCCUGAGUGGAGACUGCAGAGGCAAGCAGCGCCGCUUAUAUGAAUUAAAGGUAAAUAACUCUGUCCCAGCCCAUAAUGACUCUCUGUUUUUACAGAAACGUAGCGCCCACUCUCCAAUCCCACCCCCUGCCCCCUUUGCAUUAUUAUGCUAUUAUAUUGUCAUUAUAUCAGUGGUAUAAAAUGAUCUUCAGAUGACAAUAAUAUCAUUUACCGCAAUUAUUUCUGAGACAAUAUAUUGUCCAACAAAAGUAGUUAUCAUGUUAGCGAAACUGUUUGGGUUUUUCCCUCUUUAUGUGAUAUUUAAUACUAGUCCAAUGUAGGUUUGUUGCUGUAACAAAAUAUAGAAGCCUUUUAUUAGGCUUCAGAGGAACUUCACAAUGCAUAAAGACAGUACUACAGGUUGUACUCCUCAUCUUUUACAGUGUAUGUGUGUUAGGAAGGUACGCAGCCGGUAUAGAGAAGUGGAAUAAUGAGAAACCCAGAACUCUUUCGACACACUGUACAUAUGGGCAUGUGAGUACUGGAUAAAGAUAGACUAGAACAUUCUGAACUUCUGAUCUUCUAAAAGUGUCCAUAUAAUGACAGAGACUGCAGCCAAAAAGUCACCAAUAAACAGAAAAUGCAGAGAAUAUGAGAAGUUCACCUGUCACACACAUUGAAAUUGGUUAUAAUAGUGUGGAUGUGUUCAGAGUAGAGGCUGAGACAGCUCUGAGAUCAGUCUUUAUCAACACUCUCAUCAGCCAUGAACAGCACAAUCAUCUGCUCCAGCUGUAAUUUUGUGAAGCAGCUAUGAUUUACCAGAAAAGACAAUCUCAACAUUUCUGUAUAUGUGACAUACAGUUGUAUUUUUGGUGCUGUUGAGCAGUGUCAAAUGAUUAACUUAUUUACUGUACAUCCUGGUCCAAUUCUCAGUUUACAAUCACCAGUGGGUCGUAGUUUCAUACAGUGAUUCAAAGAAUUUUUAUAUGGUUACUUUUAUAUACUGUAAAGGUGCCAAAUCAUGUUUGUGUAAUAGUAAAGUUUUACUACGGGACACUAUUCUCUUAACUGUGGACAUCUGUGUCCUUUUUACGCUAGAUGUAGACCUUGUCCAUUCAUUCCAUCAUCUACAGUGUAAAGACUAAAGACCAAAGAGAUUUCUUCUAAAGUGAGAAACUUGAGAGUUUUGCCUUCACUCUGUCUUUUUGUCUGUGUUUUUCAUGCAAAUGAUUUCAGCUCAAUUUCUAAAAGAUAUGUUUAAAGACUUAAACAUCCAGUCCAUGUUUCAAGUGUGAGUAGUAUCAGCAUAUGUGUUUUCACUGACAUACGCUGUUUUCAAUAAGCAGCGGACAUUUCCUCUGUGUCAUAUUGUUUUUCUGAGCAGUCUGUGUAAGUUGAAACUUGAAUGUUUUAAAAGGACACAUACAUUAAAAGAACAUUAUGUUUA
Molecule: messenger RNA, 6283 nt
Organism: Scomber japonicus (chub mackerel)
Lineage: Eukaryota; Metazoa; Chordata; Actinopteri; Scombriformes; Scombridae
Gene: has3
Product: hyaluronan synthase 3
Exons: 5
Coding region: 1060-2736 (558 amino acids)
Biological process (GO): extracellular matrix assembly; hyaluronan biosynthetic process
Molecular function (GO): hyaluronan synthase activity
Source: RefSeq, a predicted model, not a curated record